Molecule: messenger RNA, 929 nt
Organism: Moneuplotes crassus
Lineage: Eukaryota; Ciliophora; Spirotrichea; Euplotida; Euplotidae
Source: the annotation of a GenBank genome assembly
UUGAAAUUUGAUAAUAAUAUUAUGAAUAGUAAAGCAAAGAAAAACAUCGUUAAUAGAUCCUUCUCGAAACUAGGAUUCACAAUGACCCUCCUUCCAUACCUUUUCAAGGAAUACGAUCAAUGGGGAGACUUUAUGUGGAAUAUCUGCUAUUCUGCAAGGCUCAGCUGGUAUAAAUGUGAGCUCGCAUUCUUAAGUAGCUAUCUUAACUGAGAGUUUGACUUUGACGAAGAAUUGACGACACUACUUUCCUGGCAGCAGAUUGAUUCCUCUCCACAACUUGGAGAGCAAUAUGACCUUGUAUUGAAACCUCAGAGAGGCAACAGGAAAGUCAGAAAUUUCCUAGCAUUAGCUAAAUCAUAUCGAUUCAAGGAGCUAAACUCCUUAGUAUUUAGGUGAAUGGACACUCUUGAUUUGGUUGGUACUAGGUAUGCAUCCAAAUUUCUAAAAUUUUCCCUUCCCAAAAAGAUCAAUGAAGUAUCUCUUGAGUGAGAUGGAGAGGUUGAGCCUUACAUAAACAGCCUCUGUUUACUUCUUCCAAGAGUCAGAGCUAAGAUAACUCUUUCAAAGUUUACCUUCACAGGAGAUGAGUUAAUUAAGGUAUUAAAAUCAAUUUUAAGAGCAUCUGAAGUCAUCUUUGAUAAAUGCAUAUUCACAGAAAUCGACAACAACAAAAUGAUCAAAGAGUCUCCAAAAUUCAAGGUGAAAUUGAUCACGGUCAUAAAUCUUACUAACAAUCAGACAACAAAGGAGCAUAAACUCCAAUUCAAGCUGCCUCUCCAAGCCAAGAACUCUACCCCGAAGGUUCCUUCAGACUCUCUCCUCCCCCAGACAUCUGGAUGUUCUGACCUGACCUUCCUCUUCACCCUUCCAGGCCCCCAAAUCUCUUAGAACCUCUCCACUAAAUUUCUUCAACACCGAUCUCGAUAACA